This is a messenger RNA of Juglans microcarpa x Juglans regia, 1587 nucleotides long. RefSeq names its product gibberellin 2-beta-dioxygenase 8-like. The transcript has 5 exons. NCBI's taxonomy places the organism in Eukaryota, Viridiplantae, Streptophyta, Magnoliopsida, Fagales, Juglandaceae. The coding region runs from base 420 to 1520 and encodes 366 amino acids. The record is from RefSeq and is a predicted model, not a curated record.
AACCUCUCUCUCUCUCUCUAUCUCUCUCUCUCUCUCUCUGUGUUUUCUCUGAUGACAUCUUUGGCCGCGUGUUCUUUGCUUCAGCCAUAGAUUCUCAAUCAGCAAAGCCCAUCUGAAUUAUUACUAUUCCACACAUGAGCAUGACUGUCCUUAUAAAUUCAAGUCCAAGCUUCAUGACCUGCUACACCCUUUCUUCUUACUUCCUAUACUCCUUCCUUUUUGAUCGUUUUCCUGUGACGACCCUCGCUAAUUUGACCCCAAUCUACGAAGCACUACUGCCACGGUUUCAUGACCGGAAUGCACAACCCAAGCUAUGACCUUCCUUGAAGAGGGAUGGUGGUAAAGUUCCAUCAGAGGUGAGGAAACUCAUUACUUCUUGAAACCAAGUUCAUUUACGGUCUCCCACUUAUUUCCCAUGCAUGUUUCAUCAAUCAUCUUACAUUGAAAGCAAGGUGCUACUCUUUCUGGAAGGCUUGAGAAGACAUCCCGAGGCAUUCAAAAUAUCAUCAGCGUCCCUGAUCUCUUCCCUCUCCAUGGACCAUGAACCCCCAUUUCAAGAAACAUACGAGAACCUUUUACAUCUCCCUUAUGAUCAUGAGCCAAAAGACGAAAGCGUUUUCAUGGUAGAGGAAUGCGAUCUACCCAUGAUUGAUCUCAGUAGAUUAGAUCUCGAGCGAGGUAAGUGCAUAAAAGAGAUUGCUCGAGCAGCAAGGGAGUGGGGAUUCUUUCAAGUUGUGAAUCAUGGGGUUUCUCAAGAGGUUCUUAGCAGCUUGAAAUAUGAGCAGACGAAGGUGUUUCGUCUGCCUUUUAAAAAGAAGAUGGAAGAUGACUUUUUGAAUUCAUCAGCCAAAAGUUAUCGUUGGGGGAAUUCAAAGGCUACUUCUCUAAAGCAGGUCCCAUGGUCGGAAGCCUUUCAUUUUUCGAUCUCAGAUAUUUCAAGAAUGAAUGGAUAUAAAAGUCUCAGAUCAGCCAUUGAGGCAUUCACGAUAGUAGUUUCCGGUCUGGCUCAAAGCUUAGCUGAAAUUCUAGCACAGAUUUUGGGCAUCGAAUCUACUUAUUUCCGAGAGACUUGCCCUCCAAACAUGAGUUAUCUUCGAAUGAACAGAUAUCCUCCAUGUCCAUUUACACCCGAGGUCUUUGGCCUGGUGCCUCAUACCGACAGCAGUUUCCUUACAAUUUUGUAUCAAGACCAGGUUGGAGGAUUGCAAUUCAUGAAGGAUCGAAAAUGGUUUAGGGUUAAACCUAAUCCGGAAGCUUUAAUUGUCAACGUCGGUGAUUUAUUUCAGGCAUUGAGCAAUGAUGUUUUCAAGAGCAUCAAACACAAAGUGGUUUCCACUCGAGACGUUGAAAGGUUUUCUGUGGCAUAUUUCUACUGCCCCUCUGCUGAAGCGGUGAUACAGAGUUGCACUAAGCCGGCACUGUACAAGCAGUUCAGUUUCAGAGAGUAUCAGCAGCAAACCCAAAAGGACGUUCAGGAUACCGGUUGCAAAGUAGGGCUCUCAAGGUUUCUAUUAUUGUGAGUGAUAUUUCACCGUAAUCAAGCAAAUCAUGUCUUGGAAACUUUUACAGUGGAUAAAAGAAUUACAA